Molecule: messenger RNA, 4387 nt
Organism: Cercospora beticola
Lineage: Eukaryota; Fungi; Ascomycota; Dothideomycetes; Mycosphaerellales; Mycosphaerellaceae
Gene: TRS120
Product: TRAPPII-specific subunit TRS120
Cellular component (GO): trans-Golgi network
Source: RefSeq, a predicted model, not a curated record
CGCUCCACUCUCUGCGAUUGUUGCUGCGAGCUCGUGCAUGCUGAUUGCUACCCGCGUUCGCAUGCAACGGCGAGAAGCAGCAAUGCACUGCUUGUACCGGGUCCGACCGCGAGGCACUGCUCCAGAGCAUGCGGGCCUGCGGUAAUCCUCGCUGUCAUGGAUCACUUCUCGCCCGUCGCGGGAGCCCAUAUCCGCGCCCUCGUGCUCCCGGUAGGCAGCAUUGAACGCGAUCGCUUCUUGCUGUUCGUUCACAGGCUGCAGCGAGAAGCCAGCCUCAUCCCUCUCGCAGACGUCGCUCCGUAUGCCGCCGACGAUGGCCACCUCUUGUCACCCAAAUCCUCCAAGCAAGGCUCGCUGCUCUACCGCUUCUCGCCCUCGGCUCCCUCCGAACAGCUGCUGCAGCUAUCGCCGUACGAAUUGUUCCGCGAGCCGCUGCUGGUCAUUGGCGUAGUAGAUGGAUUGACAGGAGACGAGGAUGCGCAAAAGAAGGAGCUGGACGGGGCAGCUGCAUAUCUGAAGGAGCGUCAUCCACGUGUUGUUCACCGACAAUUGGUUGUGCUACAGCAGGAAGACAGUGAGAGCACAUCGAGCAUAGCAAAAGCAGUCACAGUGACAGACAUCGACACAUUCCAUCAUCCUUCGUUGCGAGCAGCCAUUUGCGACAUCUCGGCACGCUUUUUGGUUGAGUUUACCACUUACGCCAAAGCACUGCAGGCUUCGCCCUCCAUACAGACUCCAGGACAGACCGCUCGCAGCUUGCAGCGUUCGAACUCAAUUCGCGAACAUGACAAUCGAUCCAACUCGGGCAUGUCCAGCCCAGCAGACGAGGGCAGCCCGUCCAGGCCACCACCAAAGGCUCCUCCACUCCCGGCUACCUCGUUCGAUCAGAUACCGAGCGCGAACGCCAUGCCGACCACCCGCGACCGAUCGGACAGUAGGGGAAGCAGUCAAAGCGGGCCUGCCAAAGCCAAAGGUCACAAUCGCAAUUCGAGCAAUGACCGCAUUGCCCUGCAAGGUUUUGGCUCUGGUGCCUCUGCCGAAAAGUCGCGUGCCAGAGGCAAAGCACGUGUGGGCAUUGUCCUCGCCUCGAUCUAUAUGAUGGCUGGUCGCUGGAGCGAUGCCUUGCCCAUGUUCGUCGAGCACACAAGCAAAGCUCGUGCGUUGUCAGACCACCUCUGGCAUGCCAAAGGCCUCGAGAACUCCAUGUUGUGCUUGUUACUGCUGGCGUGGGCGGGGAUCGAGUUUCAGGUGCCUUCCAUAUGCGAUCCUACGACUGAGCGUGCAGGAUCGUCCACGAUCGCGCGCGCAAGUAUUGAUGCACGUCUUGCCGCCGAAGGGAUGCAACGACAGAUUGUUCGCUUGUCCGUCGCGCUCCCCGAUCUGUGCAAGCUGAUUGUCAACCUAUACCGCUCUCAUGAAGGAGCUCUGGAGUUGCCUACCAUCGUCCCGGCCGAAGCAACAGUACGUGUGUCCAAGCUGCUUGCGACUCUUGGGGCCGCACGAGGUGAGCUGUCGCCUUCCAGACUGCAGUCGAUCAUGGUCGGCCACACUGGCCAAAUUGGCGGACAGGACCAGAAGCCCAUCAAGAUCGUGCAGCCUCUCGGACGGCCACGACCUUAUUCCAGGAUGGCCAUCGCAGAGCUACUUGCUCAAGCACAGCCCAGUACCGACGACCCCCUUCCAGCUGCAGACCAUGUUCGUCUUCUUUCUGGCAUUGCAGCGGCAUACGAUAUGCUUGGCCUUGAACGGAAAAAGGCCCUCACAACGAAAGAUCUAAUCGCUCGGCUGACACAGGCCUUACUGCAAGCAAGGAAGCUCGGCGCUGCCGAGAUGGGGAUUCACCCCGCUGCAGCGCUGUCUGUGGAAUCUGGGUCUGAGUCAAUAUUGUCUUCCAGUGGUGAGAUGCGCGGCAUCAACGAUAUGAUUGCCGAGCUUUGCGCAAUAUAUGGUGCGAAAAUCCUUCCCGCAAUCCGGCAAGAGACGCCAAUAUUUGCAGACAUCAGGAGCUAUGGCAACGACAAUCUGAAAAGAGAUUUGUUGAAAGAGCUUGCUCACUUCAGCGAAGCAUCACCAGAUCCGCAUGGCGUCCUGGCACUCACAGCAUCUCUCCUUCGUGCUGCAGGCCCCAACUCAGCUCUUGAUGCAGGGACCAGUGACAUCGCGAAUGCUUUCUCGCGCGAAGAGCAGAUGCAUUACGCUACAGUGAUCAACCGGACAGUCGCAGUGUCCAAACAUCUCGGCCUUACAGAUGUUCAUGCAGUCUACUGGGAUCCCUUCCUCGUACGCAUGGUGCAAAUUUUGCAGCCUACUGGUAAACGGACAGUCAUCGAUAGGACGAAACUAAACAUGGCGCAAAAAGCUGCCAACCAGCCAAUCGCGCCCGGCAAUCCGCUGCUCUAUGAUCCCAGCGCAAGUAGACCUGGCACUGCAGCGCAGGAAACAUUCCUCCUUGUCGCAAACGAGCCCUCAGAAUGCAUCAUCACCCUGCAGAACCCUUUCGACAUUCCCGUCGAUAUUGAGUCACUCGAGCUGAUCACUGAAGGCGCAGAGCUUGCUUCAGAACAUCAGCCGACAACACUUGGGCCAUUGAGGUUCCAGCAGGUCACGCUCAUGGUAACGCCCAAGUCCGUUGGCAUAACAAAGAUCACUGGCUGUUACAUUAAAUUACAAGGCUGCUACCCACAGGUAUUCCCAAUCGUUACGACUUCUUGGUCAGCCCAGGCCCCACUCACUGUGGAGGACCUUCAGAAGCAGUCGCAUCAGGGGUCCGAUAUGGAAUCAAUGGAAGCGAGGUUGAAGAGCCUCGGCAUUGAACCGGGCUACGUCUCUGCUACAGUGAUAGACGAUCUUCCAGUCUUGCAGCUGGAGAACACCGCAGCAUUAGAAUCCGGGUUGAUGCUGCUGGAAGGUGAAAGCAGGUCCAUUGAACUGAUUCUCCGCAACACGAGCAACAUCACAGCGACAGUCUUUGAAGCCACGGACACUGCCGAUGUCCUCCAAAGAGAUGACGAGCACAAACUCAAAUUGCGAGGUAUCAGACACAAACGUUCAAAGUCCUUCUUGCCCACAACAACAGUAGCGCCUGGAGAAUGCACCACUUUCAAGUUUCGAGUCGAAGGCAAGGCUGGCCUCUCAAGCACACAGGCCAAUUUCUACUACCAAGCAAGCAACAACCUCAACGGGAAACAUGCCCGCGUCGUUUCCGUCCCAGUAAUCAUGACUGUCAAUGCUGCUCUGCAAGUGCACAAUCUCGAAGUCCUGCAACCCGGCCAGCACGAUGACCCCUCCGCGCUCCUCGUGUCAUUCGACAUCCGCAACGCAUGGCCAAAAUCUGUUCUGUAUGAGUGCUUCGAGAAGACUGCACGUCGACUCGAAUGGCGUCGAGAUGACACUGAAGGUCCUUCUCAAGACAUCCAAGAUGGCCAACUUGCGCCUGGCGAGAUCAGGCGUGUCUACCUGACCCUUCAGCAUGACAAUAGCGCGCUCGAGAACUACGAAGAGGAUUCCGAACUCGCUCGCACACGGUUCCUAGAACAAUUGCAUGUCUCCUGGCGAGUGGAAGAACACAGUGGAUACGUCGACCUUCUUGGUCUUCCACUAUCAGAGCAAGCACUGGACCUCGUGAGAGGAGCGCCCGUGAGCGUGAGCACCAGCAUGGUACCAGACGCCAAGGACAUCUCCGUUGGAACCUACGUCAACAUCACAGCCACCGUCCGCGACCGCUCUCGGAAACGGAAUCUACUCCACGAAGAGCAAGAACUUCUCUCAGUCGAGCUCUCUUCCUCUCUCGAUCAACAGCAAGCUUCACGAUACUUCGCUUUCGCAGGUAAUCUGAAGAGGGUUGUAUCUCUGAAAGCACCGAAGACACCAGAUAUCAGGAUAAUGAGCUCGGAGGAGUCGCCUGGACAUGCGCCGGAUUCUGCUGUGGAAUCUGCUGCUGCAGAGACCAAAGCUGACUUCGUUAUCUGUCCGCUCUUGAGGGGCAAGUUGGAUUUCGAAGUCGUUGUGAGGCCUGUUAGGAUUGGGAGGAUGAUGACUGAGGGGAUGGGUCGUGAGUGGAUUGCGAGGAAGGGAAUGCUGGUUGAUGUUGCGAAAGCAUUGUGAGAUCAAGUGCACGUGUGACAUAUCCAUGGUGGCAGAUUAAUGCACAUAGCGGUCAAAAAGGACGUCGAAGUCGAAUUAUAUGAAGGGUGUCCAUGAAGGGGUCCCAGGACUAUCAGACCAAGAAUGGGGAGCCUAGUUCCAGGACCUCGGUUUCGGAUCAGAUGGCCGAGCUUACGCCCACUGCACCACAGCUGCACAGCAAAUUGUUUGACAUUGCUACAAACAGUCAUCAAACAACCCAUACGCCAUCAAGCCAGCUACUGAUCGGUCAAAUUUGUAGCAA